Molecule: messenger RNA, 2254 nt
Organism: Melanaphis sacchari
Lineage: Eukaryota; Metazoa; Arthropoda; Insecta; Hemiptera; Aphididae
Product: late secretory pathway protein AVL9 homolog
Exons: 10
Coding region: 355-2055 (566 amino acids)
Cellular component (GO): cytoplasm
Source: RefSeq, a predicted model, not a curated record
AUAAUACUGUUUCACUCUUUCAAUGACAAUAAUAACAUUUAUACUAGAUAUCAUCGAUGGUCGACAUAACACAAAAAUUUGAAGUAUUACGAAAACAAAUUUUCCUACGUGUUGUCAGUGGAUCGAUGUGAAGUACUAGAUUAAAAGCAGACGUUACUCACUUUGGCGAAGAUCGCACUGCCUCUAUACUACGUUCUGGUUAAACGUAAAUUAUAACACUAAAACUAAAAACGAUACGAAUGGCGAAUCUGCCAAAGAGUUGUAAAUAAAUUAUAUCAAAUGAAUACGUUGUAUGUACACACUGCGGUCAAUAUGUUUACAAUCACAAAUUAAUAUUGUACAACGUUCAUCGCCAUGACAGAUAAUCCAAUUUUACACGUUUUGGUGGUUGGAUUCCAUCAUAAAAAAGGAUGUCAGGUAGAAUAUGCUUAUCCACCAUUUAUCGAAGAUACCACUGGUGUUUCUGCUGAAUGUCCAGCAGCUUGGAAACAUUUGCCGUAUUUAGCAUUGCCUGAUGGAUCGCACAACUUUGAUGAAGACACUGCAUACUUUCAUCUUCCAAGUCAACAAGAUCCAAAUGAAACAAUUUAUGGGAUUUCAUGUUAUAGACAAAUACCAUUAGAAAAAAUUAUUAAUCGAACUCCUGAUAUGACAAGAAGUACAAUCCAAAAAUCAGUUUGUGUACUUAGUACAUUACCAUUAUAUGGGCACAUUCAAGUUAAAAUGUCUCUAAUUACACAUGCAUAUUUUGAAGAAGGCGAUUUCAGUAAAAUAUCACUCUUGCAUGACACUUAUCACCACCUUAAUGCCUGUUUGUCUAGUAUAGACAAUAUUAGCACUAGUCCUCAUCUAUUUGUUGGUCUAUCUGCAGUUGAACUUGUAACAAGGUUUAGACAUAAAGUAUUGUUGCUAUUUAAAUUGAUGUUGUUAGAAAACAAAGUACUAUUUUUUUACUCUCCUGUUCGUCCACUUUGUUCUACAAUAUUAACCUUAUUAUCUCUUCACCCUGGACUUAUUGAAAAUGGACUCAAUAAAUCUGCCAAUAUUAAUCUCAGUAGUGCAUCCCAACCUUCUAGCGAAAACAAAUGUGAAGUUAAUGUUUCAAACAUAAGUCCAGAAACAGAAGAUAAUGAUCAUAGCAUAGUUAGUCAAAAAUCAAAUGAUGUUGUUGAUGAAGAUUUAGUUCCUAACAAUACCUUUGUUUCAAACAUUCCUAAAGAUCCUAGUAUUGAUUCUUUGGAUGAAGCUGCUAUGCAGUAUAAUAUGAUAAGCAUUGCCCAAAUCAAUUCUGAAGAUUGUGGAGUUCCUAUGUCUAUUUUUGAUAAUGGUAAUUUAUGUCAACCAUAUUCUUGCCUUUCAUAUAUGGAUAUAUUAACAGAUCCAAGUGUUCGAGGAUAUGUAAUCGGGGCAUCAAAUAUAUUGUUCAAACAAAAGAAGAAUUUAGCUGAUGUAAUUGUUGAGAUCGAUGAAGGAAAAGUAGAAAUAGAAAAUAUUGAACUUAAACGACAUUUACAUUUAACUACAGAAGAUCUUCGUUUUGCUGAUUAUUUAGUUAGACAUGUUGUCCAACCAGAAAAAGAAGAUGUAUUUCUGGAUGGAGUUGGAUGGGAAGGUGGUGAUGAAUGGAUAAGAGCACAAUUUAAGGCUUAUUUAUUAUCCUUAUUAAGAACAUCAUUAUUAAGUGAAGGAGCACCUGAAUUAAACCAUUUUAAUCCAUCUUUUAUAUCUGCUUGGCAACAAACAAAAAAUUACCAAAUUUGGUUGAACCAAGAACACCAAGCAAUUAUGGCACUUGAACCUUGUCAUCCAUUUGCUGGUCAAUUGUCUGUUGCUGAUAUGAAACUAAGAAUAUCACAUACAAUGCAAAGCAGUAGAAGUGGUCGAAAGUUAAAUCAAGCAGUCCAAAAUACUAGUAGAGCAGUUGCAUCUACGGGUAAAGUUGUUGGAGGUGCUAUUUCUCAAGCUAAAGGUGCUGUAACCAAUUGGUGGAGUAACCUAACUACAACUCAAGAUCUAGAAGAUGAGAAAAAUACACCUGUUAUUCAGGAUGUUUAAUACUGAAUUAUAUACAAUGAGUAUUUAUCUACUGUUUCUUCUGAAUUUUUUCAGUUAUACCAUUUUAUAUUUUAUUUUAUUUUUUGUAUUAUUGUAUGAUUAAAUCUUUAUUUAGGUUAGAUAAAUUAUUUUAAAUCUAUUUAUAUUUGAAAUUGACAACUAAACACCUAGGGCUUACUUACUAUAAAUUAUAAAAAGU